This is a messenger RNA of Bombyx mandarina (wild silkworm), 1742 nucleotides long. RefSeq names its product CD2 antigen cytoplasmic tail-binding protein 2 homolog holn1 (gene holn1). Gene Ontology annotation, cellular component: U5 snRNP. NCBI's taxonomy places the organism in Eukaryota, Metazoa, Arthropoda, Insecta, Lepidoptera, Bombycidae. Gene Ontology annotation, molecular function: protein binding. The record is from RefSeq and is a predicted model, not a curated record.
ACACUUUUAUUUCAUAUUUGAGAUUUGAGACCAUACCUUGAUAAUAGACAUAAAAACAUUAAUUUCAUUGAUAGCGUACCUAACACACGGCAACAGACACACAAUUACAAUUAAGAAGAGGUACCAACCUAGUUGAAUCUGAUUCACUCAAUUUGAGUUCACAAUAUUCAAGAAAAGGCGCCCAAAAUAAUAUUAGGUUACUUUACCAAAAUGUCAAAGCGUCCCGCUUCCGAAGCAUUAAUAGACGAAGUAAAAAAGGCCACGAAGGAUGGCAAGAAACAUUCCUUGGAUUCCGACGAAGAAGAUAGUGGUGCUGAAGAAGAGAAGAAUAAUGUUAUGAACUCCAAUGAUAUUGAAGGUGAAGAGGAAGGAACUGGUGGAAUGGAAGGUGAAAUUACAAUAACACCUUUUAACAUGAAAGAAGAACUUGAAGAGGGGCAUUUUGAUACACAAGGACAUUACCAUUGGAAAAAAGAAAAAGAAAUUCGUGAUGGAUGGCUUGAUAACAUUGACUGGGUUAAAGUAAAAGGUAGACCAGAGGAUAAAUAUAAAAUUCAUCAUAGCGAUGAAAAAGGACUUGGUGAUGAAUCUAGUAGUGAAGAUGAACAAGAACAACAAUUUGAUUUGAUACAUAACUAUAAAGAAAUAUUACAACAUAUGAAACCUAAAGAAACAAUCGCCAAAGCUUUACAGAGACUUGGUGCCACUUCUAAAAUGUCUAGUGCAGAACGUUGGAAAAGAAAAAAAGCUGGCAUUGUUGAUGGAAACAGUCAAAUUGUAACAAGAGUUACUGAACUUGCUAAUCAAAUCUUAACAAAAAUGGGAAACAUGGACAUCUAUCAGGAGUCCUAUGAGAAAAUAAGCAAACUAUUAGAUAAGAAGAAAAAUAAGAAUGAUGAUACUGAACUAGAUAUGUAUGCAGAUGAUUUUGAUCAGAAAGAACAACAAACUCUAGGAAAUAAAAGUGAUCAAAAUGACACAAAUAAUACCCAUGAUGAAGCCUCUGAAAAUGAGACACAAGAACUGAAAUGGGAAUUCAAAUGGAACCAAGAUGAUGACACUGAAGUAUCAGGACCUCAUUCUACUGAACAAAUGAAUAAAUGGGCAUCAGAAGGUCAUUUUAAAACUGGAGUAUGGGUACGGAAACAUGGGGAAGACAGUCAAUUCUAUAGUUCAAACAGAAUAGACUUUGAGUUGUAUAUGUAGUUACUCUGUGUCUCACCACCACAACCAUUCAGCCUUAGCUUUAAAUGUGACAAAUACAUUUUUAAAAGCAGUUAAAACAAAAUCAUGACCCUAUCUGUUCUUACACCAUUAUUGAAACCAAUAGACACGACAAUAUGGGAUAACUAUUGGGUAUAUAACUUAAGAAUGCAGGUUUUUUCAAAUUGUAAUUUUUACAAUUGUUUAUUUUUAAGCAUUUGUACAAUAUGAAUUUAUUCAUAGUAUUGGCGAUUAUUAGCCUCAAUACAGUCUACGUAACUCGUCAUGCGAUAAACCGCGAUAUUCGCCUGAACCACUUAACAUCAGAUGGGCUGUAAGCCCUUCUAACUAUUAACGAAUAUUUUAAUAAAUUUUUAUUGUCUCCGGUUCGGCCACGUCGACACAAUUUUUUGCCCUUUUUUUUAACUCGAAAUCAAAUGAAAUAUGUAGUUAUAUUUUAGUUAUGUCAUGAAAACAAAAGCCUCACAAACGAUAGUAAAAUAUGAAUGUACAUUGGAAAAUAAAAAAAAUCUUUAUUA